UAGCAGGAAGGCCAGUCCCACGGCGUGAGACUAGGAGAGAGAGAGAGAGAGUGAGGGAGCGGUUUAAAGCCGGUGCAGGCAUGAUGUCCUACAUUAAGCAACCACAUUACGCCGUGAACGGGUUAACGCUCUCCGGCCCGGGCAUGGACCUUCUACACUCCGCCGUUGGAUAUCCAAACACCCCGCGAAAGCAGCGUCGGGAGCGCACCACAUUCACUCGAGCGCAGCUGGACAUCCUCGAGGCUCUGUUUGCCAAAACGCGCUACCCGGAUAUAUUCAUGCGCGAGGAGGUGGCCCUCAAGAUCAACCUGCCUGAGUCAAGAGUUCAGGUGUGGUUUAAGAACCGUCGGGCCAAGUGUCGCCAGCAGCAGCAGCAGAGCACGGGCCAGUCUAAACCCCGCCCACCCAAGAAGAAGGCCUCCCCAGCCCGUGAGGCCUCUGCUGAGCCCAAUGCCAACACUAACGGGUCCUACAGCCCGGCGCCCCCGAUCCCCGGCACUGCCAUCACCCCCAGCUCCAGCAGCGCCAGUGCCACCGUGUCCAUCUGGAGCCCUGCGUCCAUCUCCCCCCUGCCUGACCCCCUGUCGGCCUCUUCCACCAACUGCAUGCAGCGCUCCACAGGCUACCCCAUGACCUACACCCAGGCCCCUGCCUACUCCCAGAGCUACGGGGGCUCAUCCUCGUACUUCACGGGCCUGGACUGCAGCUCCUACCUGUCCCCAAUGCACCCGCAGCUGUCAGCCACUGGGGGUGCCCUCAGCCCCAUCACAGCUUCCUCCAUGGGCGGGCUCAGCCAGUCGCCGGCCUCACUGUCCUCGCAAGGCUACACGGCUGCCUCGCUGGGCUUCGGGGCGGUCGACUGCCUGGACUACAAAGACCAAGCAGCAUCCUGGAAGCUCAACUUCAACACGGCUGAUUGCCUGGACUACAAGGACCAGAACUCCUGGAAGUUCCAGGUCUUGUAGAAGGGAGAGGAAGGGGCAGGGCCAGAGGUUCGGAAAGGGGACAGAAAGGAAAGAGGAGGAGCUUAGAUUUCAUUCAGUUUAAAGACUUUUGGACUCACCAAGGUUUCAUCAUAACAGUCUAUGAACCCACUCGUAGACUAGGGAACUUUCCUGCCUGUGUUUGGUUGUUUUGGGGGGAGGUUGCGUGAGGAAAGAUCUGUUGAUGUUUUGGUGUAGUGAUUCUUAAAGAUUUGACUGGAGAGGCAAAGACUGUAAGUGUGGCUGAGUCAGUGAUUUAUGAUGUAUUAGACAGCCAGGGAGAAUGUUGUUCUGUGUUAACUAUCAUCCUGGAAAAAAAAAAAACACAAUCAAGUUACUGAUGUGAAGAAAUGACUCAGCAAGGACCAGGACUCCAUUCCUACCUUGAAACCAAUUGAAAGCAUUGAUAUCUGUACAAUGUGAUUGAAAGUGUUGAUCAUUACAAUGGAACCAUGAUAGCAAGGUACCUGUUGCAAGGUCCACUGUUGUUUUCACAAUCAAGGUUUAACAAACGUAACUUCAAACUGUGAUUGACGUGUGAAUGACGAACAGUUUUCACAAAUCGGUAGUUAAAAGAGGACUAAAAGAGAAAAAAUCUAGAUUUGAACUACUGUUUGAGUUUGGUCCGAAAAAGGACAUCUCCAGACUGCUGCUUCUCAUUGCUGAACUGAGAUGCCCCAGAGCCAAACACACCGGACAGAGAGAGACAGACAGACAGACAGACAGACAUUCAGAUAUACGGACAGGACAUGCACAUAGAAACAGACAGACAGGACAAGAACAGCCUGACUGACAGACAUGAGUGUCCCUUCAGAAUCCCAAUGGAGGGCAGGACAUCCCGUCUCAUCCUCAAACUGUCCAG
Messenger RNA from Hypomesus transpacificus, 1845 nucleotides. RefSeq names its product orthodenticle homolog 5 (gene otx5). Lineage: Eukaryota; Metazoa; Chordata; Actinopteri; Osmeriformes; Osmeridae. Gene Ontology annotation, biological process: regulation of transcription by RNA polymerase II; multicellular organism development. Gene Ontology annotation, molecular function: RNA polymerase II cis-regulatory region sequence-specific DNA binding; DNA-binding transcription factor activity, RNA polymerase II-specific. The record is from RefSeq and is a predicted model, not a curated record. Gene Ontology annotation, cellular component: nucleus. Bases 81 to 965 code for a protein of 294 amino acids. The transcript has 3 exons.